CGGCCGGUGGUUAUUGUUUUGCUGCAGAUUUGUGUUUAUUUCAAUUUUUGUGUAAUUUAAUAAUCAAACCAUGAAAAGAAGAAGUCAAACACAGGCCAAAAAGGUUGUUGCGGUCACCAAAAAUGGGAAAGAAAAGACUGGAGCGCUCACUAUGGCCCAGCUCAGCUCUGAUGUCAUUUGGCAGCUGGCAUCACAGUAUUGGACGCCGGACACGAAGGCGAAUCAUUUGCCUUACAGUGCUAAUAUCAUUGAGCGCAUCUACAAUGAGGAAAUCGCCGGAGGCGGUGUUCACAGUGCGCGCCGAAUUAACAUGCUUGAAUUUAGUCAGUACUUGGAGCAGUAUCUGUGGCCAAAUUAUCAGCGGGAUACCGCAACCCAUGCCCACCUUAUGUCUAUUGUGAUAAUGGCCAACGAAAAGUUUCGGGAGCGUGUCGAAGUCUGGAAUGUAUUCGAGAAACUCCCGGAUCAAUAUCCUGCAUUUUUCCGCCACGUGCUGGAAAGCUGUUUGCCCGCCAAGAAGGCCAAGGAAGCGAACAGCUCGUUGAGGGAGCGAACGGCCUUGUUGAUGUUUAUAAAUCACUGCUUCAACAGCAUGGAGAUCGAUUUGUGCCGCGAACAAGCCAAGCGAUUGGUUUCUCUGUCCAUGUGGCACUGCCUACAGCCGGGUCGCCGCGAGCAAGAACUGCGAGAAGUUCCCGAGUGGCGAAAGUACUGGAAACGGCUGCUUAAAAAGGAAAAGGACAGCAAGCCGGAACUCGUCUGGGAAAGACAUUUCAUGCAGAACCUCAUUAUCGACUUCCUCCACAUCCUCGAAAACAUUCCCGCCGAGGGACAGGUGCCUUCUAACGUUGUUCAUUACUGCGAGCGAUUCCUGGAGUUUAUAAUUGACCUGGAGGCCCUUCUCCCAACACGUCGCUUCUUCAAUACAGUUCUGGACGACUGUCACCUUAUCGUGCGGGCUCUUCUGUCGCCUUUGGUUCGUCGUGAGGAAGGCAAAUUGUUUGGGCAGCUUUUGGACAUGCUUAAGUUUUACACCCGCUUUGAGAUCAACGAUGUCACCGGUAGUUCCCUCACAGAUCAUGACAUGACCCAGCUGCACUAUAAGAAGAUCACCUCCCUGCAGCGAGCGGUGUUCGCCAAGUUUCCCAGCUUACGGGUCUUUGCCUUGUCUAAUGUGGCCACAGUGGAUAACCGAGAGUCACUGGAGCAACACUUUGGUGGACUGGAUGGCAAGGGCCUCCUCCAGAUAGCGACUUUUUUGAAUCUGGUACCCGAGGAAGUGGUGGCACCCUUAGACUGGCACCGUGUGGACGAGCAGUUUCUUCGUGAACUUCUGAUUACUCGCCACGAGCGACGAUGCUCACAGCUAGAAGCCCUUAACGAAAUGCCCCUAUAUCCCACUGAGCACAUCAUUUGGGACGAGAACUUGGUACCCUCGGAAUAUUAUACCGGUGAGAGCUGUCUGGCACUGCCCAAGCUUAACCUACAGUUCCUCACACUCCACGAUUAUCUGCUGCGAAACUUUAAUCUUUUCCGCUUGGAAUCCACUUAUGAGAUCCGGCAGGACAUUGAGGAUGCCGUGAGUCGCAUGUUGCCCUGGCAGUCAGAAGAUGGCGACGUUGUCUUUGGAGGCUGGGCAAGAAUGGCCUUACCCAUUGCUAGCUUUGCAGUAGUCGAAGUGGCCAAACCCCACCUUGGCGAAAAAAAACCAUCGAGGGUGCGUGCAGAUGUUGGAGUCACACUUUCCGUGAGGCGAGAGAUCAAGGCGGAAUGGGAGAACCUUCGCAAACAUGAUGUUUGCUUUUUGAUAACUGUAAAGCCAACUCAACCAUAUGGCACUAAAUACAAGCACCGGGAACCAUUCAUACCCCAGGUGGGUUUGGUCAGUGUCCGAGGUUGCGAGGUGGAGGGCAUGCUGGAUGCCAAUGGGCGAGUCAUAGAAGAUGGACCUGAACCAAGGCCACAGCUGCCAGGUGAGCAGCGUUGCUAUCGCGUCUGGCUGGACUCUAACCAGUACCGUCUGGAUAUGGAUGAUCUUCAGGAGGGUGCCGACGAUGUCUACGAAAGUUUCAACAUCCUGAUGCGCCGAAAGCCUAAAGAAAAUAACUUCAAGGCCGUUUUGGAAACCAUUCGUCACCUUAUGAAUACAGAAUGCGUGGUUCCACCUUGGCUCCACGACAUUCUUUUAGGUUAUGGUGAUCCGGGAGCCGCCCAUUAUAGUAACAUGACUAACCAGGAGCGUAGUCUAGAGUUCAACGAUACCUUCUUGGACUACAAGCAUCUGGUGGAAAGUUUUCCAAACUAUGAUUUGAAAUGUGAGGUGCCAGAAGAAGAAAGGAUACCUCCUUAUCGCCUAAUAUUUGAGGAUGUGGCUAUCCAUAAGGAAAGCGAUGAGGAGGAGGUUGAAGAAAAAGUUGAGCCUGAAUUAACCAAAUCCAUUUCGGUGCAGCCAUACAAAUAUGAGGCCAGAGGCCCAUAUCCCAGCGAUAAGCCUAAGCAGAACUCAAUCCGCUUUACACCCACUCAAGUCGAAGCCAUUCGUGCUGGUAUGCAGCCGGGAUUGACACUGGUGGUUGGUCCCCCUGGUACCGGUAAAACUGAUGUAGCCGUGCAAAUCAUAUCGAAUAUUUAUCACAAUCACCCCAACCAGCGCACCUUGAUUGUAACCCACUCCAAUCAGGCGCUUAACCAGUUGUUCGAAAAGAUCAUGGCAUUGGAUAUCGAUGAGCGGCAUUUGCUGCGUCUGGGUCAUGGCGAGGAGGCUCUGGAGACCGAGAAAGACUACAGUCGCUAUGGACGUGUCAAUUAUGUAUUGGCUAAGCGCAUGGAUCUUCUUAACCAAGUGCAGAAGCUGCAGGAGGCCCUUGGUGUGGGUGGUGACAAUGCUUACACCUGUGAGACCGCCGGUUACUUUUACCUGUACAAUGUGAUGGCGAGAUGGGAGAAGUUCGAAAAUCAGAUGGGCGUGCAUAGGGAGGAGACGGAUAUAGAGAAACUGAGAGUUGUAUUUGAGAAGAAAUUUCCUUUUAGCAAAUUCUUUGCCGAUGCUCCGCAGCCAUUGUUUAAGGGUGCCAGCUAUGAGGAACUUAUGGAUACAGCCUGCUCUAAUUUCCGAUACAUCUCGGACAUUUUCACCGAACUGGAGGAAUUCCGUGCUUUUGAACUGCUGCGCACAGGUCUAGAUCGAUCCAAAUAUUUGCUUGUUAAAGAGGCAAAGAUUAUUGCUAUGACUUGUACACAUGCGGCACUAAAACGUAAAGAGCUGGUAAAUCUUGGUUUCCGAUAUGACAAUAUCCUUAUGGAAGAGUCAGCACAGAUUCUGGAGAUCGAGACCUUUAUUCCUCUAUUACUUCAAAAUCCGCUGGAUGGAUUGAAUCGGUUAAAACGUUGGAUCAUGAUCGGAGAUCACCAUCAGUUGCCUCCCGUAAUCAAGAAUAUGGCCUUCCAAAAGUACUCCAACAUGGAACAAAGUCUGUUCACCAGGUUGGUUCGCCUGGGAGUGCCUACUGUAGAUCUUGAUGGACAAGGUCGUGCUCGAGCCAGUAUCUGCUCACUGUACAAGUGGCGCUACAAGAAGUUGGAGGAUCUGCAGCACAUCUUUGAGCGGGAUGAGUACAAAAAGGCUAAUCCUGGCUUUGCCUACGACUACCAGCUCAUCAAUGUUGAGGAUUACAAGGGAGUGGGCGAAAGUGAACCCAAUCCCUACUUCUAUCAGAAUCUUGCUGAAGCGGAGUAUGUUGUUGCCGUCUAUAUGUACAUGCGUCUGCUCGGCUACCCCGCGGAGAAGAUUUCUAUAUUGACUACCUACAACGGUCAGAAGCAUCUUAUCCGCGACGUUAUCAACGCCCGCUGUGGCAACAAUCCGCUCAUCGGUUGGCCGCACAAGAUCACUACUGUGGAUAAGUACCAGGGCCAGCAGAACGACUACAUUCUCAUCUCUCUAGUGCGAACCAAGGCGGUGGGACAUAUACGGGAUGUGAGACGUCUGGUUGUGGCAAUGAGUCGAGCACGUCUUGGUCUAUAUGUUUUUGGCAGGGUCUCCCUGUUUAAGAACUGUUUAGAGCUUCAGCAGACAUUUAAUCUACUUACACAGCGAUCUCUGAAGUUGAGUCUGGUACCCGAGGAUACGUAUCCUACGGAUCGUUUGGCCAGCGCUGAUGUGGCCAGUGAUACUAUAAAAACAAUAGAAAACAUGUCAGUAAUGGCUCAAUUUGUAUACGAGCGGUAUAUGGCCAAAAUGGAGGAACUCAAGGACACUCUGCCCACCGAAGAGGAGUUGCAAGCCAUGCGCAACCGGUUCCUUCAAGAAGACGAUGAUAAUGUUCCAGAAGAAACUUCCGAGGAGCCACCGGAAAAACGAGCAGCUAAGGAAGAGCCACUGCCUAAGAAAAAAACAACAGAAGCCUUUAAGCCUACCCCAAUUCUCAAUGAGAUAAACGUAGACGAAUCAGAGAUGGAUCAAAGGGAGCAAGUUGAAAAGGAAACUACUGAAACUUCAGAAUCUGCUCCGACUGAAGAGUCUUAGCUGCAGAUUAAUUGCUCAAAUAAUUUAAUCUUAAUAAGUUCCAACAAAGUUAAAGUGACAAAUGCAAAACGCAUAGACCACACACCA
Messenger RNA from Drosophila eugracilis, 4612 nucleotides. Its product is annotated as RNA helicase aquarius. The coding region runs from base 71 to 4525 and encodes 1484 amino acids. The record is from RefSeq and is a predicted model, not a curated record. Gene Ontology annotation, cellular component: catalytic step 2 spliceosome. Gene Ontology annotation, biological process: mRNA splicing, via spliceosome. Gene Ontology annotation, molecular function: mRNA binding; helicase activity. Lineage: Eukaryota; Metazoa; Arthropoda; Insecta; Diptera; Drosophilidae. The transcript has 8 exons.